This is a messenger RNA of Colletotrichum lupini, 3384 nucleotides long. RefSeq names its product argininosuccinate lyase. Lineage: Eukaryota; Fungi; Ascomycota; Sordariomycetes; Glomerellales; Glomerellaceae. The record is from RefSeq and is a predicted model, not a curated record. Gene Ontology annotation, cellular component: cytosol. Gene Ontology annotation, molecular function: argininosuccinate lyase activity. Bases 1 to 3384 code for a protein of 1127 amino acids. The transcript is spliced from 6 exons.
AUGCGCUUAAUUAAAGCUUCAUCCAUACACAGCAGCAACCUCCAGCUCGUCGACUUCAACCCCGAUCAGCUCCCCCGGUACGCCAUUCUCUCGCACACCUGGGGCGACAACGAAGUCAUCUACGCCGAUAUUAGAAACGAAAAUGCCGCCACCAAGCCAGCUUUCCAAAAGGUCCGCUAUAGCUGCAUUCAAACCCUAGCAGACGGCCUCGAAUACGUCUGGAUCGACUCAUGCUGCAUCGACAAAAGCAGCAGCGCGGAGCUCUCCGAGGCCAUCAAUUCCAUGUACGAGUGGUACAUGAAGUCAGAAGUCUGCUACACUUACCUCUCUGGCGUCCCCGCCACCGUCGACCCUGUCAAGACGGACGGCGCGUUUGCCUCGUGCCGGUGGUUCACGCGCGGCUGGACGCUUCAGGAACUAAUCGCCCCGGCCGAGAUGGUCUUCUUCUCCGAGGACUGGGUGAAAGUCGGAGAGAAGACGACGCUGAGCAGGCCUCUAUCCGUCAUCACAGGCAUAGACGAAGACAUCCUCACGGGCCUCAGACCCCUCGAAUCAGCGAGCCUCGCCAAGCGAAUGUCCUGGGCCGCGCACCGGCAGACGACGAGGCCAGAGGAUGUGGCCUACUGCCUGAUGGGCCUCUUUGGCGUCAAUAUGCCCAUGCUCUACGGCGAAGGCGACCGCGCCUUCCUCCGCCUCCAAGAGGAAAUCAUGAAGCAGUCCGACGACCAGUCUCUCUUCGCCUGGGUCGACCUCUCCGCCUCAACCGAGACCUACCACGGCCUGCUGGCCAAGUCGCCGGCCAACUUCGCCUACUCCAACUCCAUCAUGCCUUACCAGGACUGGGAGCCGCGGCCGCCGUACUUCAUGAGCAACCGCGGCCUGCGCAUCGAUCUACCCCUGACGCGACGCGACCAAGAUAUCUUCGUCGCCGCGCUCGACUGUCCCGCGCCGCCGGACUACGAAGACUCUACCUUCCUAGCAAUCUACCUCAAAAAGAUUUCGAGCGGCGGAGAUCAGCAAUUCGCCCGCGUGCGGGUGAACCAGUUCGCCAAGGUCCAGGAGCGGGGGAACAAGCAGACGCUCUACGUGCGGCAGACGUUCAACGGCGUCGCGGACGCGGAAGGUGUGUUUCCGCAGCACAUCAUCCAGCUCCGAAAGGGUCCGCCGCGUGACCAGUACUCGGUGCUGAAUCUCGUGCACUCCAAGGAGGCCGACAGAGGGGACCGGCCGGCGGCGUGCACGUCGAGCAGGGGUUCCGGAAGGGACUUGAUCCACACGGCGACGGGGAAGACGAUUGCUUUCCGCAUCCCGAAGGCGGCGGGCCAGCUCGCCGGGGCCGUCACAUUCGCGCGGACGGACGGGUCCCGGCUGCUCAUCAUGUUCGGGUCCACGGACGGCAUCCGAGCCGGGUUCCACGCCCGCGAGCUACCGCCUCGUUUCCCGGGCAUGAACCAGAACCAGAACCAGAACCAAGCAAAGAGUACGAGCUCAUCAAAAGCAAAGGAGAACCAACAACAAGAACUACCAGAAGUCACCUUCUCAUUCGACGACUUGCAGACGAUGUUCCGGCCGACCCCUGCGGGCGUCGACGUGGAGCUGGAGCGGUUCCGGGUGCGCGUCGACGUGGAGACGGUGAUUGCGAACGCGAGCAAGUACCUCAUGGCCGACGUGCUCAUCGAACCCGUCAACCGGCCGUGGGACCCGUUUGAGCCGCUGGACGCGGCUCUCGGGUGGUACGAGGGGGCGACGGGGCGGCAGAAUCGGGGGCAGGCUGCCGCAGCUCAAGCGGCGACGGCGCAAGCGACGGCGACUACGAGUACUAGUGUGAAGACGAAGAGAGCCUCUUCUGGGUGGAGGAGGUUGAUAUCAGCCCUUUCCACGACUACCAUCACCACGUGCCGGCAGCAACGGCGUACCAGUGCCGCCAGAGAUGGUAGAAAGGUCAAGAUCAAGCUCUAUCACUUCUUAGAUACCAACGCAGUCAUCAUGGCACCCGGAAAGACGCCUGCAGAGAACAUGCUUUGGGGCGGCCGCUUCACAGGCGGCCUCGAUCCCCUCAUGCUCAAGUACAAUGCGAGUAUAGGAUACGACAAGCUCCUGUUCAAGGAGGAUAUCCUCGGCAGCAUCGCGUUUGCGCGCGCCAACGCAAAGUCCGGCAUCAUCACCAACGACGAGUUUUCCGAAAUCGAGAGGGGACUCCGGGAGGUGCAGAAGGAGUGGGAGGCUGAUACCUUUGUCAUCAUGCCCAACGACGAAGAUAUCCACACUGCCAACGAGCGCCGGCUCGGCGAGAUCAUCGGCAAGGACAUCGCCGGCAAGCUGCACACCGGUCGCAGUCGCAAUGAGCAGGUCGCCUGUGACAUGCGCCUGUGGCUGAACAACCAGAUCAAGGAGAUUGAGAGCCACCUGGUCGCCUUUAUCGAGGUGAUUGCCGCCCGCGCCGAGGCGGAGGUUGGCAUUCUCAUGCCUGGGUAUACCCAUCUCCAGCGCGCCAUGCCGGUCCGGUGGUCGCAGCACCUGCUGUCGUACGGCUUCGCCUUCCAGAGUGAUCUCGACCGUCUGCGCGAGGUUUCCAAGCGCGUGAACAGGAGCCCGCUCGGCGCUGGUGCUCUCGCCGGCAACGGCUUCAACAUCGACCGCGAUAUGAUGGCCGAGGAGCUGGGCUUCACAGGCCUCCUGUGGAACUCCAUGGGCGCCGUCGGCGACAGAGACUUCGUCACUGAGUUCCUGCAAUGGGGUAGCAUGUUCAUGCAACAUACUUCUCGAUGGGCCGAGGAUCUCAUCCUGUACUCCUCUUCAGAAUUCGGCUUCAUUUCCAUCGCCGAUGCGUACUCCACUGGAAGUUCGUUGAUGCCGAACAAGAAGAACCCGGAUGGCCUGGAGUUGUUGCGCGGAAAGGCUGGUCGAACCUUUGGCCACAUGGCCGGCCUGAUGAUGACCCAGAAGGGUCUCCCCAGCACAUACCAAAAGGAUUUGCAGGAGAGUUGGGAGCCCAUGUUGGACCACGUCAAGACCAUCUCCGAUAGUCUUCAGAUCGCACAGGGCAUUCUCGUCACUCUGACCGUCAGGCCAGAGCGCAUGAAGGCUGCCCUGGACCCUUUCAUGCUGGCUACCGAUCUGGCUGAUUACCUCGUGCGAAAGGGCGUCCCCUUCCGCGAGACGCACCACAUUUCUGGCCGAUGCGUCGCCGAGAGCGAGAAGCGCGGUAUCCCGAUGAACGAGCUCUCGCUGGAGCAAUUGCAGGCUAUUGACAGCCGAUUUGGGGAGGAUGUUGCGCAGACGUUUGACUAUGAGAGGAGCGUCGAGAUGAGGGCGUCCAAGGGUGGUACGAGCCGAGCCAAGGUUCUGGAGCAGGUCCAGGUUCUUAAGGGCAUGCUUGCUUAG